This is a messenger RNA of Closterium sp. NIES-67, 3745 nucleotides long. Lineage: Eukaryota; Viridiplantae; Streptophyta; Zygnematophyceae; Desmidiales; Closteriaceae. The record is from the annotation of a GenBank genome assembly.
CAAGCCUCACAGUGCAACAGCAUCCCUGUCAUUGUCAUGGAUUAGCGCGUGGCCGGCCGUAGCCUUCGGUCUUCGAGAAUUCUCAAGAAUCUCUCACACAGUUUUCGUUCCGGGCCUCUCUUGAAUCGACUCUAAAGCGCUUUUCCUUCCUGGCUUCCCCGCCCAGCCACCCUGCGUGGGCUCGAGUCGCCUGUCGCCGACUACGAUUCCUUAUUGUCUCAUCGUUUGACUCGUCUUAGCGAGCCACGACUCAAGGCGACGGCGUCUGUACUGCGAACCGGUGACGUCAGCCGCACGGCCGGCAAGUCGUGACGCCAUCCGCACGGCCAACAAGUCGUGACGCCAUCCGCACGGCCAACAAGUCGUGACGUCAUCCGCACGGCCGACAAGUCGUGACGGUCGCCGUCCAUUGAUUAACGUUUACAUGUAGCUCGCCAUGUCUCAGCUGCCUCUCCCCCCGCUCCACCACCCUGAUUACCCCCCGCACCCGCCAAUUCUCCCCCCUCACCAGCCGUCUCUCCCCCCGCUUCCGCUCCACCUCCCCCUCCCCCACUACCAGCUCCCGCAUCUCCCCCCGCUCCCCCUUUCCGCGCCUCUCCCGCCUCACCUUGCGCACGCGGGAGGUAUCUUCCCCCACCCCCACGCGCACUUGGUGCAUCUCCCCUUCCCCCACUACCCGCACAUCCCCGCCUUGCACCCCGCGGGCUAUGCGGCGGAGGCGCAUGGCAAUCUCGGCGGAAGAGCCGGCGGGCAUCCCGGCGCAAUUCCCGGCGCAGUUCCCCGGGCAGUCCCGGCGCUUCACGGGGGAACGCCCUCGCUCCCCCCAGUGCACGAGGCCCCCCGUCUCGCCGCCCAGUUUUCGCGCGGAACGAGUGGCGGAGGCGGGGAAAGCGCGCAGGGCGGCGAAGCCGCGCUGGGCGAGGGAACCGGGGAAGCGGAGGGGAGGGCGGAGGAAGGGAGGGGAGCGGUGGAGCCGGGGGAAGAAAGGGGCGCGAGGGAUCAAUCAGAGGCGAACGGUGUCGACGCGCGAGAAGCGGCCGAGUGUGACAAUAGCGGGGGAGAGGAAGGGGAGGAGGCAGUGGUGGUGGAGUUUCCAGAGGGCGAGGGCGAGGGGGAGGAGGGGGGAGAGGAAGGAGGGGAGGGAGGAGAGUGUGAGAGGGAGGAGGGUCAUGGGGUCGUAGCAGGGGAUACUGAUGCGACGGCAGCAGCAGCAGCAGCAGCAGCAGCAGCAGCAGCAGCAGCAGCAGCAGCAGCAGCAGCAGGUGAUGGGAUGGGAGCGAGGGGUUAUGAGGUAGCAGGGGGGGAUGAUGCUGCUACUGAUGCUGAUGUUGAUGAUGAUGGUGAUGGUGAUGCUGAUGUUGAUGAUGAUGGUGAUGGUGAUGGUGAUGACGAAAUAACAGUGGAAGAUCUUGGGAUUGAUGCGGAGGAGGCGCAUGGAAUGGGCGGUUCAGAUGCGAUUGCGGGAGAGCAUGGGAUGGACGAUCCAGAUGCGAUGGCAGGGGAGCAUGGGAUGGACGAUCCAGAUGCGAUGGCAGGGGAGCAUGGGAUGGGGGAGAUGACAGACGCAGAUUUGGAUUAUGCUGCCAUGCUUUACGACGGGCAGAGCGACGACGAGGGGCAUGAGACUCGCGAGCAGCAGCAGCAGCAGCGUCAAGAGCAACGGCAAGAGCAACGGCAAGAAGAAUUCCAGCAAGGUCAAGAGCACGAGCGCUAUGAGCAUCAUGAGCAUCAGAUGCCUGAUCAUGAGAACCAAGAGCAGCAUGAUGCACAUCAGCCUUACCAAGCCGCUCAAGAGCACAUGCCAUGCCAUACCCAUACCCAUACCCAUGCCCAUGCGCAUACCCAUUCCCAUUCCCAUGCCCAUUCCCAUGCCCCCCUGUCCGAUGACCAUCGAGGCUCUGGCGUCGUGGCUGUGCGACCUGUGGGAGUGAGGGCCACUGCCAGCACACCUCAUGCCGCUAUGCGUCCUCACGUCAUGCCACUCAUAUCCCAUGCUGUGGCACUGGGUGCUGGGACAUCUCAUGCCAUGGCAGCAGUGCCAGGCGUCUUGCCCUUAGCCCUGGGGCAGCAGCUGCAGCAGCUGGCACAGGCAGAGGGGAGGACACAGACGAGAGGCGUGGAGAGGCACGAGGACCAGCAAGAGCAGCAGCAGCAGUUUCGGAUGGGGGUUGUGAGGCAAACGAGGAGACUGCAAGUGGACGUUGAUGUUGCUGUCUUCUCCCGACUCAUGCUGCUGGUGCGCGAGCGGUACGGGGGCAGUGUGCAGCGGUGGCUGCAUGCUGCUGUGGAUGCAUUGGAGCAGAGCACUGCAGCGGGGCGAGUGGAUGGGGCGGGGCAGUGCCGUGGUGCAGGGCAGAGCAGUGGUGGGGGUCAAGUGGAUGGAGCUGGACGGGCGAUGGGUAGAGGCAGCACUGCUGCUGCUGCUGCUGCUGUUGACUCGUGGAACGGACGGAGGGGAGGCUUUGGGGAGAGGGCGAGGGGGAAGGCGGAGGGGGAGAGGGCCGGCUUGAAGGGGAGAGGCGCAUCUUUUGAGUCGACUCAGAAGGGGAGAGGCGCAUCUCUCCCGCGCAGGCUGGCUCUUUCCAAGUGGAAGCGAAUCCAGCCUGAGCAGCUGCGGGGGUCGGACGCCUAUGAGCUGGCAGCAACAUACCGCAUGGCGCUGGAAGCUGCCGGCGGCAGUAACGCUGCUGGUGCUGCUGGUGCUGCUGGUGCUGCGUGUGGUGGUCAGUCUGGUGUGAGCAGCAGCAGGGGUGAAGAGCACCAGACUGCACAAGUGGCUCAGGGAGCAGCAGGGGGAGCAGCAGGGGGAGCAGCAGGGGGGGCAGAGGCAGGUGGCGAGUUGCUGGAGACGCCGUGGGAGGAGCUGACUGUGGCACAGAUGGAGCGAAUGCUGGAGGAGACCAAGCGGCUGAUAGCAGCCAGCGAGCGGGCCCACCUGUGCCCGCACACGGGCUGCCCCAGAAAAUUCGCCACGCCGGGCAGCCUGAAGGAUCACCUGAACGAGCACAGCGGGCGGCGGCCGUACGAGUGCGCGGUGGCGGGGUGCGGCGAGCGCAUGGCGACACGGCAGCUGCUGGGGCGGCAUGUGAAGAAGCACGAGUGUGUGCACGCGUGUGCGGUGCCGGGGUGUGGGAAGCGGUUCGCCUUUAAGGAACGACUGGUGGUGCACCAGCGCACGCACAGCGAGGAGCGUCCCUUGCAGUGUCCGUGGGAGGGGUGUGUGAAGACGUUCAAGUGGACCAACUCGCUGCACGGCCACCUGCGCACGCACACGGGGGAGAAGCCCUUCCACUGCUCCUUUACGGAGUGUGGGCGAGCGUUCGGCUACAAGGUGGAUCUCACACGGCACCUGCGCACGCACUACGGGCAGCCGGCGCGGUAGCACGCAUGGCAGCACGCUAGCACAUAUUGGCACAGUAGCAGGCAGGCUAUGGCGUGGCAGUGGCGGUGUGGUGGCACUUGCCGGCACUGUAGCAGGCAUGGCAUGGCAGUGGCAGUUGGGAGCUCACAGCCGAGAGAACAACGGACGGUUUACAGGCAAGCAGCAUGGCAUUUUUCAUGAGUCAACGGUCCCAGUGUGAGACACCACAUGAUACUGGCCGGGCCAGGACGCCGUGGGGAAUGAAGCGGGAUAGCAUGGCAGUGGCACUGUAGCAGCACCCAUGAGUGGAACCCGGAGAAGCACUGCGAAGGAAUGGUCUGUUUGAAUUGUGAAUGUAGGCCUUGCAUUAUUUCAGCACCUCAU